GGCAGAUUCGAUGAGGUAAACACGGAACUACUUUCUUGCAUGGCAGCUUUCUGUCCACUUCAUCUAUUUGCUGCUUAUGGCCAAGAGAAGUUGGUUAGGCUUGCUAUAAAGUUUUAUGCUUCUGAUUUUACAAGUGAUGAACUGGCAAGACUUCCAUGGCAACUAAACAUGUAUGUUACUAAUGUGCGUAGAGAUGAAAGGUUUCAAAAUCUGAAAAAUCUGUGUCAGCUUUCAGUUAUACUUGUUGAGACAAACAAGAAUGAAUAAUAUCAUAUUGUUUACAAGCUUCUUAAGUUGGUAUUGAUUUUGCCAGUAGCUACUGCUAGUGUUGAAAGGGUAUUCUCUUCAAUGAGCUAUGUGAAGAAUAAGUUAAGGAACAAAAUGGGUGAUGAAUAUUUGAACAAUUGCUUGGUUACAUUUGUUGAGAGUGAAUUUUUCGAUCAAGUGAAGGAUGAAGAUGUCAUCAAUCUCUUCCAAAAAGGCGACCGCAAAGUUAUAUUGUAAGAAGGAUAUCAUCACUUUAUCAAUCAAAAGCCUUCAUUUCCUGGCGCCGCCACUGCUGGAGGUCAUCUACAUGCAAGCUGACUCGGCUGACAAGCCAACUGAAUCUGAUGAGAAGAAUGAGGACUUCGACGAUGGGUUGAAUAACACUUACUCCAAUGAGACGACUGUUGGCGAGGCGGCUGAUUCUGAUGAGAUGAAUGAGUACUCUGCUGAUGAGGUGGACGAGGAGCAAGAUCAUAAACGGUUUUUGCGAUUGACGACCUUUUCACUUAGGUAUGAUAGGAAUGGAGACCUGAGAACUGGCAAUAGCCGGCGGGUUCGGUACUAUAGUUUGCCCCAAGAAGUUAAUGACUCGAUGCUUGAGUAUCCCAUGGCAUUUUGGAUGUAAUUAGGAACCAUGAAUUUGCAUAUUGCGUCACAUAAUAUGGGCAUGAUAUGCGUCAUGUAAUUAUCACUUGCAUGAACAACAGACCAUGGGUGGAGAUUUAAGGCCGAUGUUAUUUAUGUAGUCACUCAAAAAAAUAUUACCAUGUAUUUUGCUUAGCCUUUCUGUA
Triticum urartu is the source of this 1058-nucleotide messenger RNA. Lineage: Eukaryota; Viridiplantae; Streptophyta; Magnoliopsida; Poales; Poaceae. The record is from RefSeq and is a predicted model, not a curated record.